AUGGAUACUACUAUUCCUAUUACAACAACAUCAAACGGUGUAACAACAACGGCCAGUACAAUCACUAGUGCAACCCCAUCAACUGACAUAAUUAGUGCUACAGCAUUUUAUGACACAACAAUAAGUGAAACUGUACCGAUGUCAUCUGCAACAAUAUCAAGUUCCUCGACAAAUAGUGAAACAUUGACUAUGAAUUAUGAUUCAAGCAUUCAUAUGGUCAUGAAUACAGACGAAACUCUAAGUUCAACUUCUUUUGUUUCAAGUAUAUCUGUGUUUACAACAUCAGCUUCAAUAAUAUCAUCAGUGAGUGUGCCAUCCGAAACUCUUUCAACAACUGCAAUGACAAUCAGUGAUCCUUGUCUAAGUACAAUGAUGGAUUUAGCAUAUAUAUCAACUUUUUCUUUUGACCCAAAUACUGAAAACCCAAUAUCUACUUCUUCUAUGACUAAUGACUUAAUGAUGGAUAGUACCGGUUCAACUUCAACGAAUUUCGAUGUUACGGAUUCAUCUGACCCAUGUGCAAUAUAUUGGACAAGUUCGACAAUUCAUACAAUAACUGAAACUACGACAUUCUAA
Rotaria sp. Silwood1 is the source of this 576-nucleotide messenger RNA. Lineage: Eukaryota; Metazoa; Rotifera; Eurotatoria; Philodinida; Philodinidae. The record is from the annotation of a GenBank genome assembly.